Messenger RNA from Penicillium salamii, 1713 nucleotides. The record is from the annotation of a GenBank genome assembly. NCBI's taxonomy places the organism in Eukaryota, Fungi, Ascomycota, Eurotiomycetes, Eurotiales, Aspergillaceae.
AUGCGUUUCUCCUGGAUCUCAUUGUUACCCGCCGUGACGGCGGUUUCAGUACAAUCCUUUGAGGAUUUACUCGCCCGUCAACUCCCGAAUCCUGCGACGGGGGUCAAGACCAUCAAAACAGCGAAUAAUGUCACCAUUCGCUAUAAAGAACCCGGCAAAGAGGGGGUCUGUGAAACGACCCCCGGGGUGAAGUCGUAUUCUGGUUAUGUGGACCUGUCUCCGACCGAACAUACCUUCUUUUGGUUCUUCGAGGCUCGUCAUGAUCCGGAAAAUGCACCCAUCACUCUGUGGCUGAAUGGUGGCCCUGGAAGUGAUUCCUUGAUUGGUCUUUUCGAGGAAUUGGGGCCCUGUCGGGUCAAUAAAGAUAAUGAGACUUAUAUUAACAAGCACUCUUGGAAUGAGGUUUCCAACAUGCUGUUCCUGUCUCAACCGCUAGGUGUUGAGAAAGGGGCUGGCACUUUGAAUCCCAUCACUGGCUCUUUUGAAAAUAGCGACUACGCAGGUGUCGAUGGUCGCUAUCCCAUCAUCAAUGCCACUGCCAUUGACACCACGGAGCUUGCAGCCAAAGCGACCUGGGAAGUCCUGCAGGGUUUCCUGGGCGGAUUGCCCAAGCUGGACUCGAAGAUCAAAUCGAAGAGCUUCAAUCUAUGGACCGAGAGUUAUGGAGGACACUAUGGGCCAGCUAACAGUUCUUCGACCACUUCUACCGAGAGAACCAGAAGAUUGCCAAUGGCACUCAAAAGGGUAUUCAGCUGGACUUCAACACCCUGGGUAUCAUCAAUGGUAUCAUCGAUGAAGGAAUCCAGGCUCCGCACUACCCCGAGUUCGCAGUCAAUAACACCUAUGGUCAACGACACGGUCUACAACUACAUGAAAUUCGCCAACGAGAUGCCCAAUGGCUGCCAGGAUCAAGUCCUAACAUGCAAAUUGACCAACCGUACCUCUCUAUCAGACCAUGCCCUCUGCACAGAAGCGACAAACAUGUGUCGUGACAACGUCGGUGCGUCCCCUAUCCACUCCUCCAAGUCCAAGAAGAAAGAUAGAAAGAGAGAAAGAGAGAAAGAGAGAAAGAAAGAAACUCUAACAAACCUCCCAGAAAGCCCCUACUACGCCUUCAGCGGCCGCGGCACCUACGAUAUCCGCCAUCCACGCAACGACCCAACCCCAGAGCCUUACUACCAGAACUACCUCGCAAAAGACUCAGUCCUCAACGCCCUAGGCGUCGAUCUCAACUACACCCAAUCCAACAACGAAGUCUACUUCGCCUUCCAACAAACCGGCGACUUCGUCUGGCCCAACUUCCUCGAAGAUCUAGAAGAUAUCCUCGCCCGACCAGUCCGCGUAGCUCUCAUCUACGGAGACGCAGAUUACAUCUGUAACUGGUUUGGUGGAGAGGCGAUCUCCCUCGCUACCAAGUACAAGCAUAGCAAACAGUUCCGGAAGGCAGGGUAUGCGCCUUUCCUGGUUGAUGGCGUUGAGUAUGGUGAGACGAGGGAGUAUGGGAACUUCUCCUUUACAAGGGUCUAUGAGGCUGGGCAUGAGGUUCCUUAUUAUCAGCCUGAGGCUUCGUUGCAGUUGUUUAAUCGGACUUUGUUUGGUUGGGAGCUGCCGCAGGGUCAGAAGAAGUUGAAGGCGGAUUUCGGAUCUGAGGGGCCUAGUGAGGCGACUCAUACGCAGUCUUCUGUGCCUUUGCCAACGGCUACCAAGGGUUGA